Molecule: messenger RNA, 1502 nt
Organism: Jatropha curcas
Lineage: Eukaryota; Viridiplantae; Streptophyta; Magnoliopsida; Malpighiales; Euphorbiaceae
Gene: GPCR
Product: G protein coupled receptor
Biological process (GO): carbohydrate metabolic process; peptide modification
Cellular component (GO): plasma membrane
Source: RefSeq, a predicted model, not a curated record
AUUGGAACUUUCUUUUUUCGCUCUCUUUUUUACUUUCAUCACUCUAGUACAAGCUUAACUUGACACUACUCUAGAAACGCGAAGAACUCAAAGCUUUCUCCUGUUGUUCUGUAAACGCAAUUCUAUUCCACACGGAGAGAGAGUAGAGAAAUGGCGGACCGGUAUUUCCCCAACGAAAUGCCAAAUUAUGUACCAGAAAUACUAGAAGAAGCUGUUACUGAAACAAGCAAAGACUCGCUCACAAAGCUCCUUUCUCUUCCCUACAACACUGUUACUGAGAGACUCAAAAGAUCAGCUUUAGACAUCAAAGAUACUGUGGUUAGGGAGACAUGGGGAUUAAGUGGAAAGCGUGUGCAAGAUUAUACUAUUUAUACAGGGAUGUUAGGGACUGCUUACUUACUAUUUAAAGCUUAUCAAGUUACCAAGAAUUAUAAUGAUCUUAAAUUGUGUUCUGAUAUUGUCAUGGCUUGUGAUUCUGCUUCUAGGGGUUCUGGGCGUGUCACAUUCAUAUGUGGGCGGGCUGGUGUUUGUGCUCUUGGUGCUGUCACUGCAAAGCAUGCUGGUGAUGAAAGGCUAUUAGAUCUUUACUUAACACAAUUUAAAGAGAUCAAACUUCCCAGUGACUUGCCGUAUGAGUUAUUGUAUGGGAGAGCAGGUUUCUUAUGGUCCUGCUCAUUUCUCAACAAGCAUAUUGGUAAAGAGACAAUAUCUUCUAGCUGCAGAAGAGCAGCUGUGGAUGAAAUAAUUGAGGCUGGGAAAAAAUUGUCACACAAAGGGAAAUGUCCACUGAUGUAUGAAUGGCAUGGAAAAAAGUAUCUGGGUGCUGCCCAUGGGAUGGCUGGGAUCAUGCACGUUUUGAUGGACAUGGAACUGAAGCAAGAUGAAAUAGAGGCUGUGAAGAGCACCCUACGCUACAUGAUUGAGACCCGUUUUCCCAGUGGUAAUUAUCCUUCGAGUGAAGGAAAUGAAUCAGAUCGUCUUGUGCAUUGGUGUCAUGGUGCUCCUGGGGUAGCUCUUACCCUUGUGAAAGCAGCUGAGGUUUUUGGAGAUAAAGAAUUUCUGCAAGCAGCUAUAGAUGCAGGGGAGGUGGUUUGGAACCGGGGUCUCCUCAGGCGAGUUGGUAUAUGUCAUGGCAUUAGUGGGAAUACCUACGUCUUCUUUUCACUAUACCGAUUAACAGGUAGAGCGGAAUACUUAUACAGAGCUAAAGCAUUUGCGUGCUUCCUACAUGAUAAAGCACAAAAACUCAUAUUAGAGGGGAAGAUGCAUGGAGGUGAUCGGCCUUAUUCACUAUUUGAAGGUAUUGGAGGAAUGGCGUAUCUCUUUUUUGACAUGAUUGAACCAUCUGAAGCCAGGUUUCCUGCUUACGAACUCUAAAACUGCAAUAUCAUAUUCGAAAGCAAGUAGAUAUGUAAUAUCACUUUAGUUUAUGGACGUUGAUGCUGUCUGUACUUUGUCUAUAUGAUCUUGAAUCGCAAUAAUAUCUUCUCAUUUUCCAAGGA